Messenger RNA from Uranotaenia lowii, 1542 nucleotides. Its product is annotated as probable cytochrome P450 305a1. Gene Ontology annotation, molecular function: heme binding; oxidoreductase activity, acting on paired donors, with incorporation or reduction of molecular oxygen, reduced flavin or flavoprotein as one donor, and incorporation of one atom of oxygen; iron ion binding. Gene Ontology annotation, biological process: xenobiotic metabolic process. The transcript has 3 exons. Gene Ontology annotation, cellular component: intracellular membrane-bounded organelle; cytoplasm. The coding region runs from base 37 to 1542 and encodes 501 amino acids. NCBI's taxonomy places the organism in Eukaryota, Metazoa, Arthropoda, Insecta, Diptera, Culicidae. The record is from RefSeq and is a predicted model, not a curated record.
AUCCAUAGGCACGAAUUUCGCUUGCAAUUUGUCAAAAUGUGGCUUGCAUUUUGUCUACUAAUUGUGGUGCUAGUGCUAUGGAUCUGGAACAGUGCUCAGCGGCCCAGAAACUUCCCCCCAGGUCCCUUCUGGUUCCCCUGGUUCGGGACCACGCUGCAGGCACGCCGUCUGGGCCGGAAGUACGGCGGGCUUCACGGCGUUUACCGGGUCCUUUCUGAGCGAUACCGAUCCCCGGUCAUCGGCUUACGACAAGGCUCGGAAAACAUUGUGGCCGUGUAUGGCUACCCGGUGGCCAAGGAAGCCCUCACCAACGAUCUGCUCUCCGGUAGACCGGAUAACACUUUUACGAGGUUGCGGACGUUGGGUGAACGGUUGGGAAUCGCAUUUACGGACGGUCAACAUUGGGAGGAGCACCGAAGUUUUGUUGUGCGAACGUUGAAAGAGGUCGGUUUGGGCAAGAGUUCCAUGGAGGAAUCAAUCCAGCGGGAACUCCAGGAGCUAAUCGAUGUUAUAAAGUCAGAUGGUCAGGGAAUGUUCCCUCGAAAGAUGUUUCAGGUGAGUGUUUUGAACGUGCUAUGGACUUUCGCCAGUGGUAAACGAAUCGGAAAAGGCAACAUGCAUCUGAACGAUUUGCUGGACACCUUGAAGAAACGUUUGGAAAUGUUUGACAUCGCUGGAGGUUUGCUGAACCAAGUUCCCUGGCUGCAAUACAUCGCCCCGGAAUGGAGUGGAUACAACAUAGUGAAGCGAUUCUCCUAUAAAUUGAUUGAUUUUUUCACCGACACAAUCAGCGAACAUAAAGCUAAUUUCAGAGAAGAUAAAGCAGCCACCGAUCUUAUCUAUGCCUACAUGAGAGAAAUCAAGGCUCGAGAACAUGACCCCAACUCCACUUUCACGGAAACUCAAAUGAUCAUGGCAAUUCUGGAUCUGUUCAUUGCUGGGGCAACGACCACAGCCCUUGUGGUAGAACUUGGACUACUGAUAAUGAUCUCCAGACCAGACAUCAACGCUAAAGUCAACGCUGAAAUAGAUGCCUACCAGGAACCGAUAACCUGGGAGAGUAGACACUCGCUUCCCUACAUCCAGGCUCUCCUAGCGGAACUUCAGCGUUAUUUCCAUUCAGCCGCCAUCAGUGGACCACGUCGAGCUCUACAAGACACCACCCUAGGUGGCUACAGCAUCCCCAAGGACACCUCAGUGUUCGUUGAUUUGAGAAGCGUUCACAUGGAUCCCGAGUACUGGGGGGAUCCGGAAACGUUCCGACCAGAGCGUUUCAUCGAUGAGCAAGGAAAUUUCGUCCAGAACGAACGGCUCAUCCCGUUCAGUUUGGGAAAGCGUCGAUGUCUCGGAGAUUCUUUGGCCCGAGUUUGUUUCUUUGUUUACUUUGCAGGGUUGAUGCAACGAUUCCAGGUUUAUCUUCCCAAUGGAGUGAGCGAGUAUCCUUCGAUGAAACUCAUGCCCGGAAUUACCUAUAUGCCGAAGGAGUUUCAAGUCUCUUUCAAGGAGAAAACUACGAAAAAUGUAAUAGAAUUGUUUAAAUAA